Zophobas morio is the source of this 670-nucleotide messenger RNA. RefSeq lists its product as uncharacterized. The record is from RefSeq and is a predicted model, not a curated record. NCBI's taxonomy places the organism in Eukaryota, Metazoa, Arthropoda, Insecta, Coleoptera, Tenebrionidae. The coding region runs from base 85 to 618 and encodes 177 amino acids. The transcript has 3 exons.
AAGCGAGACGUGCGUCCGUUAGCGGUCAGCUUACUUAACAGUACGCGCAAGUUUUAACUUUAACUUUUUGCUUCAAGCCUGCGAAUGCAUCGAUACUCCAAAGAAGAUUUGCUACGCAUCGGUUUACAACGUUACCACGAGAAAAAAAAUAAAGAGUUUAAUCCGUCUUAUCAAAAAAAGUGUCAGAGAUGUUUGAGGACAGGUCAUUUAAUAUAUGAGUGUAAGAAUGACCCUAAGUACCUCGUCAGGCCUUCUCGAAGCAAACUACUACAGAUGAGAGAUGUUAAAAAAUUAAAGAUGGCCGAUGAAGAUCAAGAAGCUGCGGGCUUAACCGAUUCUUCAAGGGAGAGCACCCAUUCAAAAACUUCUAGUGAAGAUGAAAAAAGUAGCGAAAGUAGCGACGGAAGCACCACUUCUUCUAGCGAUGAUGAAAGUGAUUCUAGUAGCAGCAGCAGCAAUUCUGGCGAGCCUAACAGCGCCACAAGUUCUGAAGAAAGUAGUAAUAGUGACGAUAGCAGUUCUUCUGGUAGUGAGUCCGACUCCAGCAGCUUCUCUUCAUCUUCGAUUCGUAAAUCUGUUCGUCUCGGUAAAAGUAAGAAAAAAAGAAAUACCUCUUAAGGGUUAAGAAAAAGAUGAAAGAAAAUUUAGAAAAUUUGAGCCAUAAAUUUUG